AUGUUCUCGUGUAGUGGCUACCUUCGAUCGGUGACGGAAGGCAUGAUGAGUUCUCUACAAGGUCCAGUUGUUUGCCCUUCUGUUCAAAGGAAGCAAGGAGGGAUUCAUCCAAUUCCUGCCAUUAAUUCGAGUGUGACAAAGGCUAAAGGUCUUAGAAGUGGGAUGUGGGGAUUCAGAGGUGUUUACAGUCAUCGGAUUCAUAUCCAUAAUCAAUCAAGAUCAAAGACCAAUUCCAUUACAUGCACUUUCAGUUCAUCCUCAAAUGGCAAUGGUAGCAUGGCAGAGAGUUUCAAUGAGAAUGACUCUGAUUAUGUUGAUUCCAGUGUAGUUGAAGCUGUUGAGGUGAAAAGUGGGCCAGAGGGGUUUAUGAUUAAGAUGAGGGAUGGGAGGCAUCUAAGAUGUGCUCAUAACAAUCCUCAAGGUGGCCAUGUGCCUGAUUAUGCUCCACAUCCUGCUAUUGUAUUGAAGAUGGAAGAUGGAACAGGGAUUUUACUUCCAAUUAUUGUUUUGGAGAUGCCAAGUGUAUUGCUCAUGGCUGCAAUCCGCAAUGAACAAAUUGCUAGGCCAACUAUGUAUCAAGUGGUGCAGGAAAUGGUUGAUAAAAUGGGAUAUAAAGUGAAGCUUGUUCGAGUAACCAAGAGAAUACAAGAGGCGUAUUUUGCUCGGUUAUAUCUCACAAAGGUGGAUGAUGAAACAGAUUGUCUUAGCUUUGACCUUCGUCCAUCAGAUGCCAUCAAUAUUGCUGUGAGGUGCAAGGUGCCAAUUCAGGUGAACAAGUUCUUGGCAUAUAGUGAUGGGAUGAAGAUUGUUGAAUCUGCAAAACCUUCAUUUCAUGGAUCUUCUUCUUCAGAUGGCUUGAUAUUUAAAGAACUCGAUAGACCAAGUGAGAUGCUGCGCAAUGGAGGGAUAAGCUCACGAAACUUCGAUCCAAGAGGAACUGGGCAUAACAGGAGGAUGUGAUGUGUGUACAUAAUUGGUCUGUUGUGUUGGUGUCUCAAGUAAUUAUGACGGGGGUUUGUUUAGUUGAAAAUAUGUAUGUGUAUGAAACAUUGUAAAUAUGUGGUUAUGUCGUAGGGGGCUAUGCACUUUUAUGGACGUUUAUGUUUCAUGUUUUGUUGAUGAUGCAUAUUUGCAUGGUUUCGACAUAUCAUUUUAAGAAAUGAAAUUUACACCAACCAAUUUAGUCGGUUAGUUUUUUUUUUUUGGCAUUCUCUGAGUUAUUUAAGAAUAAGCUAUUCUGAGGUCUGAAUAAUUCAGUAAAUAAGCUAUUCUGG
Messenger RNA from Lactuca saligna, 1274 nucleotides. The record is from the annotation of a GenBank genome assembly. NCBI's taxonomy places the organism in Eukaryota, Viridiplantae, Streptophyta, Magnoliopsida, Asterales, Asteraceae.